AUGGAUCCUCAAGCAGUCAUCGGGUUUUCCUUCAGACUUCCACAAGGUAUUACAGAUGAUGCGACUCUGUGGGAUGCCCUCCUAUCUCGACGGAAUCUGGCUACAGAGUGGCCCGCGGACAGGGCGCAAAUUGAGUCUUUCUACGAUGGGAAGCAAGAGAUGCCAAAUCGGCUUCCCACACGCUUAGGCCAUUUCCUAAGUCAGGAUAUAGCUGCAUUUGAUGCACCCUUCUUCUCCAUUACAUCCCAAGAAGCCGUGGCCAUGGAUCCGCAACAACGAUGGAUUUUGGAGACUACAUAUCACGCAUUUGAGAAUGCCGGCCUUUCAAUGGAAAGCCUCCAGGGAUCUCGGACGGGUGUUUUCGCUGGCUCGAUGGCCGAUGACUUCACAAGACUACUCGCCAAGGAUCCUGACACCAUGCCGCGCACUGCAAUCACGGGGACAUCACCAUCGCUCUUGGCAAACAAAGUCAGUUGGUUCUACAACCUUACUGGCCCAAGUAUGCAUGUCGACUCAGCUUGCUCUAGCAGUCUUACGGCUUUAGACCUUGCGUGUCAAGCUCUACGCAAUGGUAGUGCGUCACAGGCUGUAGUGAUUGGAUCCAGUGUCAUGCUAAGCCCGGAAAGCUCUACUCUUUUAUCCAACAUGUCGUUCUUGUCCCCCGACGGUGUUUCAUACAGCUUUGACCAUCGCGCCAAUGGAUAUGCUAGAGGGGAAGGUAUCAUUGCCAUGAUCAUUAAACCAGUAACGAAUGCGGUCGAAGAUGGAGAUGUUAUUCGAGCUGUAAUCCGUGCAACGCUUUCUAAUCAGGAUGGUCGCACCCCGGGUCUUACGCAACCCAGCUCCGAUUCCCAGGAAAAAUUGAUUCGUGAAGUAUAUCGCCGAGCAGAUCUGAAAUUCGACUCCACUCGUUAUGUCGAGGCUCACGGAACCGGAACUCCCAUUGGUGAUCCGACUGAAAUGGAAGCAAUCAGAAAGGUCUUCGGAGCCUAUCGUUCUGCCAAGUCUCCACUUUAUGUGGGCUCCGUGAAACCAAACAUAGGCCAUUUGGAGGGAGGGAGUGGCCUUGCGGGAAUAAUAAAGUCAAUAUUGGUACUUGAAAAGGGAAUUAUACCGCCUAACGCUCUUUUUGAGUAUUCCAAUCCAAAUAUCGAUUGCGACUCUGCAUCUCUAAUAGUACCAGAUACGAGUGUGAGUUGGCCGUCGAACAGCCUCCGCCGUGUCUCUGUGAACUCAUUCGGCUUUGGCGGAUCGAAUUGCCAUAUCAUCCUCGAUGACUCGUACCAUUACCUGCUGCGGCGCUCCCUAAUAGGUCUACAUAAUUGCUGCCUAUUGACGACAACAGAGAGUCAGGAGUAUCGUCAAGGUUAUGUGCAGUCUAUGAGUGAGACAUCUUCGACUCCGUUCACUCCUCGGGUCAAUCAGAUAAGUGCUGUUCUUGAUCAACCGGAUCCUCAGUCUAAAGAGCAGGGAGAAAGUGGGUUUGAUUCGCGGCCAACCCAUCUACUGGUCUGGUCAGCCCAUGACGAAGGCGCCAUGGCUCGUACAAUUCAAAACUACGAGAGAUAUUACGCACAAGGUCUCCCGUAUUCAAUCGCAGACUUGAGUUGUCUUGCGUAUACCUUAGCAGCUCGGCGGACUCUGAUGACCUGGCGUGCCUUUGCCGUAAUUGGGGAGUCGAAAAAUUCCCCCUCGAACAAAGUAGCUGCCAAACCCAGACCUAUCCGAGCAUCCAAUCGAGUGAGCUUAGCAAUGGUCUUCACUGGACAGGGCGCUCAAUAUGCACGAAUGGGACUGGAACUUCUGUCAUACCCUGCUUUCGACGAUACUCUCCGGCAGGCUGACAGUACAUUGAAGGACCUGGGAUGUGAAUGGUCCAUCUACGAUGAAUUAAACAACCGUGAGAACAUCCAUCUACCUCAGUAUGGCCAACCACUAUGCACUGCCAUCCAGCUAGCAUUACUAUCACUAUUAGCCAGCCUAGGCAUAAUCCCUACAGCCGUUAUCGGACAUUCAUCUGGGGAAAUUGCUGCUGCGUAUGCCACUGGAGCAUUGACCCUACAGUCAGCGAUGAAAGUAGCCUUUUAUCGCGGUUCUUUGGUAGGCAAGUUGAUGGCAGAGAAAGCGCAGAAAUCGGGAAUGAUGUCGGUCAACUUGUCCGAGGGCUCUCUGCAAUCCUACCUGCAGAACAAGUCUUACGUGACUCUUGGCGGUAACAUUCACAUUGCCUGUAUCAACAGCCCUCUCAAUGUUACUAUUUCAGGCGAUGAGGGUGUGCUUGAUACACUCAGGAUUGAUCUUGAGUCGGAUGAAAUCUUUACUGCAAAGCUAAACACAGGAGUAGCCUAUCAUUCACCUGCGAUGGACGAAAUUGGCCCAAUGUAUCUGGCAGCCCUCGGUUCUCUAGAUCGAGACACGUCCGCAAGUGACAAGGUGAUUAUGAUUUCGUCUGUUACAGGACAGGCUAUCCACUCAGACAGACUCUCUGAAAGUCAGUAUUGGGUUGAAAAUCUAGUUUCGCCCGUCAGAUUCUCAGAGGCGGUCUCAAAUAUUCUCAUAGAUGUAUCAGAUCAGCGAUUGAAAACCAGCCAUAUUACCGACAUUAUUGAGAUUGGCCCUCACUCUGCUUUGCAACGUCCGAUCAAGGACAUCCUAACUCAAGGAAUUCCAGACACAAAGCGACCUAGAUAUCACUCUGUCCUGCAUAAAUCCAAGUCGGCUAUGUUGACGGUCCUCUCUGUAUUAGGCGAGCUCUUUUGUCUCGGCCAUCCGGUAUCAAUCAACAAAGUGAAUCAAUAUCAGGCCGCUCCAGCCUGCAAAAAGAGACCAGUGCCAUUUUUGAUCGACUACCCAAAAUAUCCUUUUGACCAUUCCCACAGAUACUGGAGAGAGUCAAGAUUGGCUCGAGACUUUAGACUCCGUGCGCCAGUCCCAAGCGACACCCUCGGGUCACGCGUCCAUGAUUGGAACCCUCUAGAACCUAGAUGGAGAAAUCUCCUAAGUACGGAAUCAAUGCCAUGGAUUGCUGAUCAUAGAAUAACUGAAACUGCCAUUUUUCCGGGCGCCGGAAUGCUGGUAAUGGCCACCGAAGCCGUGAAACAGGUGGCAUAUACUGACCGCGAACUCUUCGGCUACUACAUUGAGGAGGCCCACUUCCUCAAUCCACUAAUAGUGAAUGAGUCUGUGGCAGAUGCGACGGAGUCUCUGGUCCACCUCCGACGUCUACAGGAGCCUUUUGAGAAAGAAUCAACAAGAUUUGAGGUAAUCAUAUACGCUUAUUAUCAACAGCGUUGGAGUCGUUGCUUCCGAGCGACGAUCCAGGCCCAAUAUGAGGAGCUCGACUCCCAGACUGGCAUGAGUACCGAAAGAAAACUUCAGAUUGAACACGUACGCCAGAAACACCAUAAUGUACUGCAAUCAUGUGUUGAGGACAUCGGCUCUCGAAAAUUCUACAGCUAUUGUAAGAACCACGGUUUCAAUUACGGGGACUCAUUCCAGCUGUUGGAUGACAUGCGGUGGAACGGAAAGGAUUUGGCCGCUGCUCGAAUCACAAGAACAUCAUCGAAUUCCCAGGUACAAAGUCUCGUCCACCCUACCAUUCUUGAUGCCGGAUUUCACCUUAGUCUUGUACAAGUCUCACAUGGUCUUUCUCAACCAAUAGCGACCAUGGUGCCAUAUCAACUGUUCAACACUUGGAUAUCAGCAAAGCAUUGGGACGAUUCGUUGCCUCUACAAGUAUCAUCGGCUGUGACCGAUACUACUAGCGCACAUGCAGAAGUCUCCAUCUCGAUCAUCUCGGCCAACGGCAACCCAUUGAGCACCGUUGGCCGGCUAGUGAUUUCAGCGGUCUCCAGUAAUAACACUGUGGAAAGAAAGAGCAAGAAUGACGGAUUGAUACACCGAAUCGAGUGGAUGCCACUGUUGAGUUUACAGACUCCACACGAAUUGAGUAGCCUUUGUUGCAACGAUUCGGAUAUUCAAAAGGAGACAGAGAUGAUAAAGUUUUAUUGCAGGCUCAAGUCAGCAUUAACCCAGGCAGCUCGUAGUGUCCUAGAGAGUUUAUCUGAAGCCGAUAUCAGAAGAGCACCAACUCACCUUCAGAAGCUUAUCGCCUCCCUACAACACCAGAUUAAAGAUUUCCAAACCCAGGGAUCAACCCUUCCGGGUAACAGCGAGGUGGAAAAUAUCUUUAGCCAGACGGAAAGCGAGAAUCCAGGAUGGCGGAUCUUUCCAGUCGUCGCUCGCAAUCUCAAGGCAAUUCUUCUUGGCAAGACAGAUGCCUUGGACAUUGUGUAUUCGACAGGUCUCGCCGAUUCUUUCUACAGAAGCAUAUUCGAUCACAUAUGCGACGAACGCUUCCAUAGAUUCAUGGAACUUCUUACUCACGAAAAUCCAAGUCUGAAGAUCAUUGAAGCAGGGGCAGGAACGGGAGGCAUGACGCGCCACAUUUUAUCUUCCUUACAUGAACUUGAACACAAAACUGGAACGACCAGAUACGGCGAGUAUAUGUACACCGACAUUUCUCCGAGCUUCUUUGAAAAUGCUCGAGCAGAAUUUGAUGGGCAUAGAAUCUCAUUUCGAACAUUGGAUGUGGAAACCGACGCGUCUCAGCAAGGCCUUGAAAAUGGCACCUAUGAUCUUGUAAUCGCUGGUGGCGUGAUUCACGCGACUAAGAACCUCGAUUCAACCCUACGAAAUGUUCGCAGGCUGCUCAAGCCUGGUGGCCAUCUUCUUCUCGUCGAAAUUAUAGCUCCUGAAAGUAUCCAUGCAAAUAUCGGUUUUGGUGUACUUCCUGGCUGGUGGCUCAGCGAGGAGGAAUAUCGCGCUUACAGUCCCGCCAUAACGGAGAAGCAGUGGGAUGAUGCACUUAGACGGACUGGGUUCUCCGGAAAUGACUUAGCUCUCAGGGACUAUCAAAACGACGCAUGCCAUUUCUCUAGUCUUUUGGUAUCGACGGCCAUCAGGCAGCCUCCAGCCGAACAGGAGCGAUUUAAACUCGUCUUACUGGUUAACGCCGCAGAUAUGGAACAAUUGUGUUUAGCGGAGAAACUCUCUCAGAAGUUCGGUUCCGCAAAGACUCUGCCAUUGAGCGAUAUACACCAAGCAAACUUGACUGCCGAGGAAGUCGUAAUUUCCUUAGUUGAAGUUACAGCUCCCUUCCUAGCUGGAGUGCGCGAGGCGGACUUUAUUGCCGUCCAACAGCUCAUCCGAAAGGUAACAAAUCUUUGUUGGGUCACAUCAACGUGGCCAGAACAUGCGAAUUACCCGCAUUACAGCGCCAUUACGGGCUUACUAAGGACUGUGAGGGCGGAAGCAAUCGAAAAAAGGAUCAUCUCAUUAUCCAUUGAGUCGGUGCCCGGGAACCAAUUUGAGCACCUCGCCAACUAUAUUUCAUUAGUUCUGGACGCAUCCAUCGGCACCGACGAUCCAGAGGUUGAAUUUAUUGUACGCGGUGGCCAUAUUACCUGUGGAAGGCUAGUGGAAGAUGUUGACGUUGACGAGAAAGUUCGGGCUUCAGUUGAACCUCAGAAGAAGUCUGAGACCUUAGGAAUCGGGCCUCCUUUGGUGCUUUCCGUUGGUACGUCAGGGUUGCUUGAUACUCUUCAAUUUAUCGAGGAUCCCUCGUCAGGUGAAGAUUUAAUCCAUGGACAGCUAGAAGUUGAAGCGAAAGCUUGGGCGAUGAGUUUCCGAGACGUACUUGUUGCCCUAGGCCGUGUGAAAGGAACUGACUUAGGUUGGGAUGCCGCCGGGGUUGUGACGAGAGUGGGACCUGGCUGCAACCUGAGUCCUGGAGAUCGUGUCGGCCUUGGCGCACCCGGAUCGAUGCGUACACUCAUCAGGACAGAUGCUGAAUCUGUUUUCCGGAUACCUGAUACUAUGAGUUUUGAAGAAGCUGUGUCCUUUAUAAAUCCGGCAUGUACAGCAUAUCACUGCUUGAUCAACAUGGCCCGCCUGCAAAAGGGAGAGAAAAUCUUGAUUCAUUCUGCUGCUGGGGCCACAGGACAAAUGGCUAUUUGGAUUGCAAAAUACUGCGGCGCUGAGAUAUUCGCCACUGUCGGAUCCCAAUCCAAGAAACAGUUGCUGGUGGACAGGUUUGAUCUAGCCCCAACCCACAUAUUCCACAGUCGCGAUACUUCGUUCGCUCAAGGCAUCUCACGAUUGACUGACGGCUGCGGCGUCGACGUCAUUCUAAACUCACUAUCAGGAGAUGGCCUUCGAGCAUCGUGGGAGUCAAUCGCACCAUAUGGCCGCUUCAUCGAAAUCGGCAAAGCGGACAUAACGUCCAAUUCCUCUCUACCCAUGGCCAACUUCCAAAAGAACGUGAGCUUUUCUGCUGUCGAUUUGCAUCACAUGGCGCAGACCAGGCCAGCCCUUCUGUCUGACUUGAUGCACAAUGUUUUGGACUUGGUUGCCAGUAACAUCAUCAGAUAUCCCUAUCCGCUACACCUGUUUGGAACCUCAGAAGUUGAAAAUGCCUUCCGGGCUAUGCAGGGUGGAAUCAAUGCCGGGCGCAACAUUAUUCAGGUCAAGCCGUCAGAGAGCGUUCCGAAAUUCCUUCGAUAUAAGUCUGACUGGAGACUGAAUGCAAACGCUUCCUAUCUUAUUGCCGGUGGGCUUGGCGGUCUGGGCCGGGCAAUCUGCAAAUGGAUGGUCGACAAAGGAGCCAACCAUCUAAUUAUCCUAUCCAGGUCGGGAAUGAAAACCGUUGCAGGCAGUCAAGCAGUUGAACAGCUGCAAAGUCGAGGUGUGCAUGUGAAGGUGCUAACUUGUGAUGCUACAUCAUACGAGGCUCUCGUUUCGGCACUUAGUACCUGUGCUAGCUCAAUGCCUCCUAUAAAGGGUUGUAUCAAUGCCGCAAUGGCUUUACAGGAUGGCAUCUUCGAUACCCUACCACACUCACGAUGGGACUACACACUACGCUCGAAGCUAGAUACCUCUUGGAAUCUACAUCAAUUGCUUCCGAAAGGUCUGGACUUUUUUGUCUUGCUUUCCUCCCUUUCGGGGUUGUAUGGCACAGUUUCACUGUCCAACUAUGCCGCUGGAUGUACCUUCCAAGACGCUCUCGCGAGAUAUCGCAAUUCAAUUGGCGACACCGCCGUCUCGCUCGAUAUUGGCUGGAUGCGAACUAUCGGGAUCAUUGCCGAGACUGAGCUCUACCAGCGCAAUAGGGAGAAGGCGCGAGACAUGCGUCCCAUCGAGGAGGCCGAACUCCUUUCUCUGCUUGACUUGUGCUGCGAUCCCUCAAGUCCCUAUGGCCAGCCAGGAGCGGAUAGAAGUCAAGUUCUGAUUGGAGCCACGACGCCUGCAUUCUUUCUUCGGCGUGGAGAGACUCCGAUCGCUCAAGUUCAAAGCCGAAUGUUUUCUGGCUUUCUUAAUGUGAUGGAAGCCAAAACAACGUCUGGAUCUCGUAUUGCCAAUGAGCAUGUCGUUUUGUUCAGAGAAGCAAAGGAUCCAGAGGACCGGUUGAUGAUCGUAGUGAAUGCACUGGCGGGAAAACUGGCACGUGCCUUGUCCGUGGCUGCGGAGUACAUUGAAGCCGAGAAACCUCUUUCGCAUUACGGCGUGGACUCUUUGAUGGCUGUGGAGUUGCGCAAUUGGUUUAUCAAUGAUUUUGAUGCGAAAGUGGCAGUGUUUGAAAUCAUGGGGCACACGCCAAUCAUUGCGAUUAGCAAGUUGAUAGUGGAAAGAGCGAUACUAGACGUGUAG
Messenger RNA from Truncatella angustata, 7707 nucleotides. RefSeq lists its product as uncharacterized. Gene Ontology annotation, biological process: fatty acid biosynthetic process; secondary metabolite biosynthetic process. Bases 1 to 7707 code for a protein of 2568 amino acids. Gene Ontology annotation, molecular function: phosphopantetheine binding; oxidoreductase activity; 3-oxoacyl-[acyl-carrier-protein] synthase activity. The transcript has 13 exons. Lineage: Eukaryota; Fungi; Ascomycota; Sordariomycetes; Amphisphaeriales; Sporocadaceae. The record is from RefSeq and is a predicted model, not a curated record.